This is a messenger RNA of Salarias fasciatus (jewelled blenny), 2322 nucleotides long. RefSeq names its product X-linked inhibitor of apoptosis (gene xiap). The record is from RefSeq and is a predicted model, not a curated record. Gene Ontology annotation, molecular function: ubiquitin protein ligase activity; cysteine-type endopeptidase inhibitor activity involved in apoptotic process. NCBI's taxonomy places the organism in Eukaryota, Metazoa, Chordata, Actinopteri, Blenniiformes, Blenniidae. The coding region runs from base 237 to 1631 and encodes 464 amino acids. Gene Ontology annotation, biological process: positive regulation of canonical Wnt signaling pathway; regulation of cell cycle; negative regulation of apoptotic process. Gene Ontology annotation, cellular component: cytoplasm; nucleus. The transcript has 8 exons.
CGCUCUCACUUCCGCAGAGCUGGGUCUCAUAUAACUGACUGGGUUCUCCGAACCAUGUUCACUUUAAGGACCGACUGAAGUGACACCCCGGGGACGUGCUGCCGGAGACUCGCCUGCGAGCCGCUCAGAGGUGACCAACCUGGUUUCGCCCCGAUAUUUAACCGAGUAACUUCAUCAGCGAGCUAACGACUUUCUGUUCCUCAAGCCAGUCCAUCCUUUGAUUUCCUUGUUCAAUAAUGGGUGAUCACGCACAAGAUGGUGAAUUGGAAUCGGACUACAGGACUGACUUCUCCCUGAUGAACAGCCGUCUCAGCUCGUUCCAUGGCUCCAGAGUGACCCAGCUGGUGUCUGCAGAAAAGCUGGCCCGGGCUGGUUUCUACUUCACUGGCCAGGCUGACCGUGUCCGCUGUUUCAGCUGCAAGAAGACGGUGGAGAACUGGUGUGAGGACGACACACCCGUCGAGAGGCACAAGGAGGUUUCCCCGUCUUGCAUGUUUCUGAGCUGCAUUCACCGGAUCGGUUCUGAGUCCCCGCUCACUAACGGCUCUGUCUCCAACGAGGACGCAGUGGACAUGGAAUAUCGACUGAGGACGGGAGAAGUGGUCGAUGAGAGCACCUACCCAUUAAGCCCUCACAUGAGGAAUGAAGAAGCCCGACUCCAGACCUUCUCAUCGUGGCCCUCUAAUAAUCCGAUGAGACCCCGAGAUCUGGCCCAGGCAGGCUUCUACUACUUGGGACAGGACGACUCCGUGCAGUGUUUCUGCUGCGGCGGCAUGUUGAGCUGCUGGGCAGCGGAGGACAACGCGUGGGACGAACAUAGCAAAUAUUACUCCAACUGCUUUUUCAUCCUCGGGCACGAUGUGGGUAAUGUCCCAUUCCAGGGGGGCCCGAUAGAGGAGGAGAGCGGCAGCAGCAGUCAGCGUGGAAGCACAGACGUCCUCAUGGGGAGUCUGGAGGAGAGACUCAGAAGCUUUGCAGGUGUCCAGCACCCUAUCGAGCACGAGAGGCUCGCCAGGGCCGGUUUCUACAGCACAGGGACAGGAGACAAGGUUUUGUGUUUCCGAUGUGGUGGAGGGUUGAAAGGCUGGCAGCCUGAAGAGGAUCCGUGGGAGGAACAUGCCAAACACUACCCAGGUUGCAGCUUUGUGUUAGCAGAGAAAGGACAGGAGUUUGUGAGCAACAUUCAGCUACGAGGACCGUCACACAACCAAUCAAAUCCAAGUCAUCAGAAUGGAUUUUCAGGGGCCAAGAAUGACGUGCUGCAGUCCCCGAUGGCCCAGAAGGCCAUAGAGAUGGGUCUUGACCCCAGCGUGGUGGAGAACAUCAUCUUGGAGAAAAUCAGCAGGACCGGCUCGGGAUACUCCAGCCUGGAGCGGCUCAUCGAGGACACGCUCAGCAACACACCAGGCAGCGACGCUGCCAAGACUGAAGAGAAAGAUGAAGACCCACUGGAGAAGCUGCGGAAGCUGCAACAAGAGAAACAAUGCAAAAUAUGUAUGGACAGAGAUAUCUGCAUUGUUUUCAUCCCGUGCGGUCACCUGGUCAGCUGCAAAGAGUGCUCAGGGUCGCUGGUCAAGUGUCCCAUCUGCUGCCAGUCCAUAUCGCAGAAGAUCAUGACCUACAUCGCUUAAAGGGACCCCCAGACUCCUGCCGAUCAACAGUGCUGCUUUCCAACUAUCCUUUUAAUCCAGUUGUAAUUGAAUUAAAAACAUAAAUGAACAGCAGAUAGGCUGCAAUAUAUUUAUGGAUUGUUUUGUUUCUUUUGAAAUCAGAGGAUGAGAGAAUUAUUUUCUCAUUUAGUGGGUAUGUAUAUAGUGCAGAUUUUUCUAGGUCAGAAAUGAUUACUGAUAUAUAUAAAUACUCACUAAUGGGCGUUUUUCAUUCUUGGAAACACGUACUGCCCGAUGUGCCUUCCUUUAUUUAGGUUUAUGUAAUCCAUGAGUCUCCUUGGUCACAGAUAAACUAAAUCUGACACUGAAAGUUUGUCUCAUGUCUGACUUAUGUAAUUUAUCUUGUUUUAUGUUGAAAUGAACUUUCAUCUCUCUCUGGCUGUUCCACUGACAUUGUGGACAUUAACCCAUUUAAGAAUUUGCUUUUAUCAUUAAGAAACUGUAGUUUAGGAACCGCAAGGAAUUAGUGUGUUGUGACCUUACUUUACCAUUCCAUCAUGAUGCUAUCAAGAGUCAAUAAAUCUUCUGAGUUGGUGUUGAAGUAUGUUUUUUUUUCAUUAUUGUCAUUACACUGCAUCUAAAUGGAAGAUAGACAUCUAUGAAGGGCUUGUAUGAUAAGCAAAUAAACAUUUCCUUUAAAUCAAUCAGUCCU